Prunus persica (peach) is the source of this 2606-nucleotide messenger RNA. RefSeq names its product putative germin-like protein 2-1. The transcript has 2 exons. Gene Ontology annotation, molecular function: manganese ion binding. Gene Ontology annotation, cellular component: cell wall. The coding region runs from base 1 to 654 and encodes 217 amino acids. NCBI's taxonomy places the organism in Eukaryota, Viridiplantae, Streptophyta, Magnoliopsida, Rosales, Rosaceae. The record is from RefSeq and is a predicted model, not a curated record.
AUGGCAAACCAAAUGUUGCUAUUGACUACUUUGCUAGCCGUGACAUGUGCUCUGGUCAUUGCUUUUGAGCCUAGUCCUUUACAAGAUUUCUGCGUUGCUGACACUACUAGCUCAGCAACAAGAGUGAAUGGGCUACCUUGCUUGGACUCCAAGCUAGCACAGGCUGAGCAUUUCUUCUUCAGUGGACUUCACAUCCCAGGCAACACCUCAAACCCUGUUGGUGGGAAAGUCACCCCUGUCAAUGUGGUUCAAAUUCCAGGACUCAACACACUUGGCAUCUCUCUGGCUCGCAUCGACUAUGCACCCUGGGGCGUUAUCCCUCCCCACACUCAUCCCCGUGCCACCGAGAUUUUGACCGUCCUAGAAGGCAGCCUCUAUGUUGGCUUUGUGACCUCAAACCCUGACAACAAGCUCAUCUCAAAGGUCCUUUACAAGGGUGAUGUGUUUGUGUUCCCAGUUGGGCUAAUUCACUUCCAGCAGAAUGUCGGCAAUGGAAAUGCCAUAUCACUCUCUUCAUUAAGCAGCCAAAACCCUGGAGUCAACACCAUUGCUAAUGCUGUUUUUGGAGCCAAUCCUUCCAUUCCAGAUGAUGUUUUGGCCAAGUCUUUCCAGGUGGACAAGUCCGUAAUUAGCAGUCUUCAGGCAAAGUUUUAGAUGUUUUCCCUGGAAAAUAGUUUCUCAUAUUUCAUAUUAUCCCUCUGUUUAUUCUUGUGAAUUUGCAUCUUGUGAGCUGGAUUUGUAGAAGUAGAAGUGUGUAUUAAAAUCUCCAUGAAAUCGAAUGGUUUUAUGAAAUUCUUUGAUAUCAAUCUUGAAACAUAUCUGAAUGCCCCUAAGUGGAAACAUUUUCCGAGAAGCAAUUUUUCAUUAAUUUUUAUUUUAAGGAAAAAAAAACUACCUGGACAUUAAAAAAAAUAAAGUUUAAAAAAAAAAUCCUGAAUAUUGGGUUUUCGUUGAAAUUUUCUGCCAGUUUUCCAACGAAGACAACGCAAUAGACCUGGCAAUCCGUGUGGUUCAAGACGUUUGCACAGAAAAAUUUGUUAGCCUUGUAUUUGAAAAGAGCAGUAAUCCAACUACAAACCAGCAAAUUCAUAGGCUAACAAGAAGUUGUUACUUACUCACAGACUCAUGGCCAGAGUUUUCUUCCCUCCCUUGAAUAACAAAUAAUAAAUAAAUUGUUCUUUUAUAUAUUUCACUUACAACCCACAUACCAAAUCAUGAAAUAAGCACAUUUGCGUUAUGGAAUCCAUGAAUAGAACUCUAUAAAUGUUUUCAUUAUUGUGUUUCCCUUUACUUCCUGAUUAAGGCAAGAACCUUUGUGCCCUAGACCUGCCUGCAUUUCUAACAACCUAAGAAGCGAGAUUUUAGGACCAAAAAACAGCACAUAAGAGAUAGAUAUAUGUGUUUGUGUGUGUAUACACACACUUGAAUGUUUUUAAACUCAACAAUGUCUACCAAGGGUCAGAAUUUAGUGGCUAUAACUGGUUUUCAUAACUUGCUUAUGAUUUGAAAGGCAUUGUUUCAUGGAAUUCAAUGGUUCAUGCAUUCACUAAGACAAGGUCUUUAAACAAGGUUUCGAGAUUUUCUUGGAUAUUAAGAAUGCAUGUAACAGAUAUGAUGAGAGCAGAUUUUUUAACCCCGUUACUCUACCCCGCAUGCUUGCAUCCUCUGCUAGGAAGUUAAACCUGGACGAUGGACAAUCUCCUCAAUAUAUCAUCUACAACAUUGUCUGUGUUUGCGUGUGCAAUGACUGGAUGCACAACACCACUGAUAGCGUUAGCGUUAGCUUCAUAGCUCAGUUGGUGAUAUCAACAACUUCUAGGUGAAUGUGUUCGUGUGUGUGUAGUGCUCUACAAGUACCUGAAGCGUGGGAGUUCAGAGAAAGCAAAGUGAAGUCAAUAGAAGCUGCAAAUUGUUUAAUGAGAUGGUGGGAAGUUACCCCAUGCUGUCUAGUUGAUCUUCUGUGCAGAGCAGGGUUCUCAUAUCAGGAAAUGGAGUUCAUAAGAGCAUGCUUAUCUUCCUUAGAAAAGACACAGAGAUUAAUCUGAUUGAGAAGUAGGUGGCAAAACAAAGUAAAGAGGUCAGGUACUCAAACUCAUUAAGCUCAUGCCCUGUUAUCAACUUCUGCGGAAAGGCAGCUCAAUAAACUGAGAAUUGCAGAAACAAGAAUCAUCAAAGAAAUGCAGAAAUCAGUCACCAAUGUAGUGUUAUCAAAAGAAAGGAAUUGAUGACAACAUGGAAAGUGAGCAGCUAAAUCAAUAUCUAAAGAAUGGAAUGAAAGACCACAGCAAAUGGUACCAAAUGAAAGAAGGUGGAGAAUAGAUCCAAGGUUUUUGAGAAGCUUCCAGAUACUGGGUCCCUGUUAUUUUAUUGUUUUCUUUUAAUCAAUUAGAUUACAAUUGCCUUGACAUAAAGCACAAAGAAGAAUUUCCAAAUGGAACUGCAGAAAUUAGAAUAAAAGGUCGAUACAUUAUUAAAAGCACUCAGUGAUGAGUUUUGAUAGGUAAAUCCAUUGUCAACAUUCCUGUUCAAUAGAAGAUAAUGAUUGUGUGAAUCCCGUGAUUGUUUUUGAACAGGUGAUCAACUAUGAACGCGGUCGUCUUCUAGCA